UUCUUCCAUCAUCAGCUGCAUUUCCAUUUUCCAAUUUCAAAACCCGUUUUGAAGGCAGAUUCGGAAUGGGGAAGAAGAAGAAGAACAAUAGCCCCCGCGAGGAAGAAUCAAGCGGCGAAGAAAAGAAGAAUGGCGUCGGGGUAGACGGCGGCGGAAAAGGCGGAGCUGAUGACCAGAACGGAAACGGAAAAGAUAAGGCUGAGAAGAGGGUGGCGGCGACGACGGUGCUGAAGAUGAACUUACACUGCGACGGUUGCCUCCACAAGAUCUACAAGAUUGUGAGAAGAACCAGAGGGUUUAUGGAGAUGAAGGUGGACAGAGACAAGGAUCAUCUGACGGUGACGGGAGUGAUCGACGAGAAGGCGCUGGCGGAGGCUCUGCGGAGGCAGAUGAAGCGGAGUGUCGAGAUCGUGCCGCCGAAGAAGGAGAAGGGCGGCGGCGAGAAGAAGGAGAACGGCGGCGGCGAGAAAGGCGGAGGAGAGAAGGGGACGGCGGCAGAAGGCGACAAAGCCACGUCGCAUAACUGCUCGUUAAGACAAAUUUACCUUAACCCCCUCCCUCCGCUUCCAUCAGACCCUAUCCUCGCCGGCGGCCGGCGGAUUACUUCAAGCUCGGCUAAAAUGACUUUCAAGCGAAGGAACGGAGGGCGCAAUAAGCACGGCCGCGGCCAUGUCAAGUUCGUUCGCUGCUCGAACUGUGGAAAGUGCUGUCCUAAGGACAAAGCCAUCAAGAGGUUUCUUGUAAGAAACAUUGUGGAGCAAGCUGCUGUCAGGGAUGUCCAGGAAGCUUGUGCCUUUAAUGCGUACACUCUUCCCAAGCUCUAUUUGAAGGUGCAGUAUUGUGUUUCAUGUGCAAUUCACUCCAAGGUUGUCAGGGUCCGCUCUCGUGUUGAUAGGAGGAAGCGCGAGGCUCCUGUGCGUAAUGCCAACAAACGCCCAAUGGACAAUGCUGGUCCUAAGGUUGGUCAAGGUGCACCACGUCCACCCGGAGCUCCUUCAACUGUUGUUCUUGCCUAAGCGAGCUGCUUCCCCAUUGUGUUAUGCUCAUGCUUUGGACAAUGUGUCAUGGUUCAGAAUACUUAACUACACUUUCUAAUAGUGUGUUAUGCCCAUGUUCUGUAAGUGU
Molecule: messenger RNA, 1125 nt
Organism: Cuscuta campestris
Lineage: Eukaryota; Viridiplantae; Streptophyta; Magnoliopsida; Solanales; Convolvulaceae
Source: the annotation of a GenBank genome assembly